GCCUUCGCCCGAUCCCGGCUCCACUCCUGGGCCACAUUCCCUGCUGCCUGACCUACUGCCCGUCUCCUAGGCCACUAAACCGCGGCUGUGCCCCGGAGUAAGGCAAGGGGGACUGUAGAGCGGAGCAGAGGCCUGAGCCAGACCAGGAACCACUUCCUCUCCCAGGUCUUCCUUCAGACACUGACAUGGCCCAGCUGGUGACAACAGAGUUGCUGCUCCUUCUGGCGGGGGUGGCCGCAGUGUGGGCAGCCCGGCCCAGGACUGAGCUUCUCAAUGUCUGUAUGGAUGCCAAGCACCACAAGGAAAAGCCAAGCCCAGAAGACGAGCUGCAUGAGCAGUGCAGACCCUGGAAGAAGAAUUCCUGCUGCUUUGCCAACACCAGCCGGGAAGCCCAUAAGGACAUUUCCUACCUGUACAGAUUCAACUGGGACCACUGUGGACAGAUGGCACCCGCCUGCAAACAGCACUUCAUCCAGGACACCUGCCUCUAUGAGUGCUCCCCCAACCUGGGGCCCUGGAUCCAGCAGGUGAACCAGAGCUGGCGCAAAGAACGCAUCCUGAACGUGCCCCUGUGCAAGGAGGACUGUCAGCAAUGGUGGGAGGACUGCCGCACGUCCUACACCUGCAAGAGCAACUGGCACAAGGGCUGGGACUGGAGCUCAGGGCAUAACCGGUGCCCAGUGGGAGCUGCCUGCCACCACUUCCAUUUCUAUUUCCCCACGCCCGCAGCCCUGUGUGAGGGCAUCUGGAGCCACUCCUACAAACUCAGCAACUACAGCCGAGGGAGCGGCCGCUGCAUCCAGAUGUGGUUCGACCCGGCCCAGGGCAACCCCAACGAGGAGGUGGCCAGGUUCUAUGCCUUGGCCAUGAGUGCUGGGGCCAUGUCCCAUGGGAUUGGGCUUCUCCUGCUCAGCCUGAUCCCCAUGCUGCAACUCUGGUUGCUCAGCUGAGCUCCUUUUACCUUGUGAUACCUGCACAGCCCUGCCCUGUUCAGCCCCAUAGCUCCCAGCUAUUCACUUCCUGUUCCUUGGAUGGGGGCGGGGCUCUGACCCACGUUUGAAUAAACCAGACACCCAACAUG
Molecule: messenger RNA, 1081 nt
Organism: Felis catus (domestic cat)
Lineage: Eukaryota; Metazoa; Chordata; Mammalia; Carnivora; Felidae
Gene: FOLR1
Product: folate receptor alpha
Exons: 5
Coding region: 186-950 (254 amino acids)
Biological process (GO): sperm-egg recognition; cell adhesion; fusion of sperm to egg plasma membrane involved in single fertilization
Cellular component (GO): external side of plasma membrane
Molecular function (GO): signaling receptor activity
Source: RefSeq, a predicted model, not a curated record